AUGGGUAUAAACAAACAAAAGAUACUACUAAAACCCGCCAAAAUUUUGGGAGAAAAACUGCCCAAAAACGUAACCCGAGUACAAAUUGAAGACCUUUUCGCACAAUAUGGCCCUUUAAACACUUCUUUAAUAGUGACCAAGAAUGAUGGAUUUACAAUCACCUUCAAACGUCUAAUGGAUGCACAAAAGGCUAUAGAAGCUUUAAGCGGAAAAUAUAUUCAAAUUAACGGAAUGAGUAUAAUGCUGCAACUUCGAUUUUCCCGAUUUGAUAAAAUAAAACUUGGUGUCUUGUCUGGGAACCAAAGGGCAAUCUCGCUCUAUAGUGAGAUGACUAAGAGUGAGAAGAAGACCAAAAGCCUAAUAAAUUAUGUUAAAACAUCUACAAAAGGCCUCAUCGAGGCCCAAAUGGAGGCACUACCUAAAACUUCAAUGCCUUCUAGUAUCGCAAAUUCCAUUUUAAUUCCAUGCCCAACCACCGAUCCCUUAAAAACUCAACCAGAAACAAGUUCAAAGGGCGUAACUUCAAAAUGCAUCAUCAAAUUAUUGACUGGUGAUUACAAGGCAGAAGCUAACACAGCCACGAUUGAUAAUAUUAGGUUGGAAGAGGCUAAAAUGCUGAUUUGUCAAGGGUUUGGUGGGUACAAACUCCUAGAAAAUAAUUUACAUGGUAAUUACGCCAUUCCUGUGCUUCCUAGGUUGGUGGAUAACAAACUAGUCAUAUCUUAA
Molecule: messenger RNA, 726 nt
Organism: Babesia microti strain RI
Lineage: Eukaryota; Apicomplexa; Aconoidasida; Piroplasmida; Babesiidae
Product: conserved Plasmodium protein, unknown function
Exons: 3
Coding region: 1-726 (241 amino acids)
Molecular function (GO): RNA binding
Source: RefSeq, a predicted model, not a curated record